Rhizophagus irregularis DAOM 181602=DAOM 197198 is the source of this 1647-nucleotide messenger RNA. The record is from RefSeq and is a predicted model, not a curated record. NCBI's taxonomy places the organism in Eukaryota, Fungi, Glomeromycota, Glomeromycetes, Glomerales, Glomeraceae.
AUAAAAGUCAACAAAACAAAGUUAAAACUAUUACCGCCACAAAAUUCCUCACGGACUCUGUUUUAACUUUUCGUACUCCUUGUUGGAUCCAAGAAGUUACCCAAUUUACUGGUCUUUUUUUUUUUACGUACAGGAUACAGCACAUUACAGGCUUUGAAUCGAUAUUGUUAGUUUAUGGAACUUUACCCCAUCUCCAAAAUGGAGUUGGAAAGCCGUUCUUUGCCUAAAGAAGAUUUCUUACCAAGUGAUGGACGUUUAGCUAAAGACCCUGUGUUAAACGAGCCUCAAAAAAACGGGAAGCCUGAUAACGCGCAACUUAGGCUUGUAGAAAAAACUGCACCACCCGCAGUGAACACAAUGGAUAAAGGAAAGGCACGAAUAACAUCAUUACCGACUAUGCAGUCAGAUAUAAAUAAGGAUAAUUUACAAAAAGAAGGAGAAACCACUGAAAAAUCUAAUUUGGUCAGGACUGUUGAAUAUGCAACAUCAAAGCCCGUAGAAGCUGAUGAAACUACGACAGAAGAAGAUAUUACGAACUGUGUCGGUUAUAAAGCAAACAUUUACGAUACAAGUUUGGUUGUAUGCACAUUGAAUGGAUGUAAUAAAUAUUUCACUAGAAUGGAUAAAUUUUCGCAUCAUCGUAAAAGAGAACAUGACACAACGGACGUUGUAACAGAUAUUUGGAUAUUUGGAAAUAUGAAUAGGGGAGAAAGUACAACUAAUACUAUUUCUAAAAUAACAGAAAGUAUAAAUACACCUAGGGUAGAAAAAACGUCAACAGAAAAGAAUGUAUCCUUACCUGUUAAUGCCCCUCUGAAUUCAAUGAAAACUGAAAAAACUGAAGUAUCACUUUCUUCCCUGCCAGAAAAUUCUGCCCGUGCAGCAUCUACAGGGGCUCCUACAGGGGCGUCUACGGGAGCAUCCACGGGAGCAUCUACAGGAGCAUCUCGAAAUCGAAGACCAAAAGAACAAGAAUUGAUAACGUCGAGUCCAAUUGAUAAUUCACUUACAAAUAAACGAACUCGAGAUCAGGUUCCAAUUGAAGAUAGCAAAAAAGAGAAUAGUGGAAAUAAAAGACGGGAAACACAGCCGCCACAACAAUUCUUAGGACUUAAUAAUGGUGAAAUACGUCAGCAACAGCAAAGACAACAAAGACGAUAUCCAAUAGAAGAAGAACAAAUAAUUGGACCAGAUGGGCGUAUAAGAUAUCAACCACGAGGGAAUCGUGGGCAAAAUGCUAAUCCCGUGUAUGGAAUGCCGUAUGAUACAGGAGAUCCUAGAUAUUAUAAUGCUAUGAUACAUCCUAUGAGCUUUGGACUCUCUCCUUAUAGUGAAUUACCACCUCCACCGCCUCCCCCGCGUUAUGAUGGUGGAUAUGGUGAUAUGCCAUAUGGCCAAUUUUAUGGGGGCGGAAAUAGAAGAUUUAUAAAUAGUCCUCCACCGCCUCCACCCCAACCGCGACGGUCAAGAUAAUGAAGGAUGGAAAAUUAAUUAUUUAAUUAAUGUAAUUAAUUAACUAAUAAAUUUGGGUCAUCGAUUUCUCUGCUUUAUUUUUAUUUUGGUUUGGCAUAUUAUAAUUAUUUAAUACGCCAAAAUGGGAUUUAUAAAGUUUUGAUUUUGGGACAAUUCACCAAAUACUUUUACAUU